CCCAUCUCCCUCUCCCUUUCUCUCUCUCCCCUCCAUCUCUGUCUCCUUCCAGUUGUUCAGCUGAGCUCAUGGUGGUGACCCAACCUGGACAAACAAACGUGUUAGGCGCCUCUCAGCACCCAGAAAUGCCUUCUCCCCAGGAGAGGCUGCUGUGCUCCUGGGGAAGGGACAGAGCCAGCAGGCAGGGGCUGCCCUGAGGGGGCUCCGAUGGGUGAGGUGGGGCUGAGCAGCUGCUGGCCUCUGUCACCCUUGAAGCCUGCCCUGGAACCCCCUGCCCAGAAGGACACACUCAUGCCUACAGUGUGUGGGAGCCGGGUCGUUCCUUGAGCGUGUUCUGUCACCCACCAAGGCAGGGGCCGAGAUGCUCCCAUUUUGCAUGUGGGCAAACUGAGGCCCAGAAGCAUGAAACAGUUUGCACGAGUUCACUCGGUUAGUGAACGCUGAGGACACACAUCAAACCAGGCAGUGAGGCUCCAAGCUGGACCCCUGGGAGGCGUGAGGGGGUCUCAGCAGCCAGCUGUGUAGACUGAGGUGGGAGGGGAGGCCGUGGGGCAGGAUCCUCCUCCGCUAUGUGCUCAGGCCUCCAUCUGCAUGCUCCCAGGAGGGGAGAUCAAAGCCGAAAGGCUAGAGGCCAGAGCCUGCUCAUCUCUGGCACCCUUGGCUGCUAGCACCCCAGCUUGCCAUGGGUCAGACGUGUCCCUUGAGGGUCUGGCGUCCAGAACAGGUGUGUGUGUCCCCUGGGCUUCCUGCAGGAAGCAAGGAGAUCAUGGUGAUGGGUGUCCUGUCCCCUCCUCUAGCUCAGUUUGGCCAGCUGGCCCAGCUGAAUCCUCAGGAGCGUCUGAGCCGGGAGACAGCCCUCCAGCAGAAGCAGGUGUCCCUGGAGGCCUGGCUGCAGCGUGAGGCCCAGACGCUGCAGCAGUACCGCGUGGAGCUGGCUGAGAAGCACCAGAAGACCUUGCAGCUGCUGCGGAAGCAGCAGACCGUCAUUCUGGAUGACGAACUGAUCCAGUGGAAGAGGCGGCAGCAGCUGGCGGGCAACGGGGGCCCCCCGGAGGGCAGCCUGGAUGUGCUGCAGUCCUGGUGUGAGAAGUUGGCCGAGAUCAUCUGGCAGAACCGGCAGCAGAUCCGCAGGGCUGAGCACCUCUGCCAGCAGCUGCCCAUCCCUGGCCCAGUGGAGGAGAUGCUAGCCGAGGUCAAGGCCACCAUCACAGACAUCAUCUCAGCCCUGGUGACCAGCACAUUCAUCAUUGAGAAGCAGCCCCCUCAGGUCCUGAAGACCCAGACCAAGUUUGCAGCAACGGUGCGCCUGCUGGUGGGGGGGAAGCUGAACGUGCACAUGAACCCUCCCCAGGUGAAGGCCACCAUCAUCAGUGAGCAGCAGGCCAAGUCGCUGCUCAAGAACGAGAACACCCGCAAAUCCCCUCUGUAG
This is a messenger RNA of Suricata suricatta (meerkat), 1429 nucleotides long. Its product is annotated as signal transducer and activator of transcription 5A-like. Gene Ontology annotation, biological process: response to peptide hormone; defense response; cytokine-mediated signaling pathway. NCBI's taxonomy places the organism in Eukaryota, Metazoa, Chordata, Mammalia, Carnivora, Herpestidae. The record is from RefSeq and is a predicted model, not a curated record. Gene Ontology annotation, molecular function: RNA polymerase II cis-regulatory region sequence-specific DNA binding; DNA-binding transcription factor activity, RNA polymerase II-specific. The transcript has 5 exons. Bases 683 to 1429 code for a protein of 248 amino acids.